ACAUAUUUUGAUGCACCAGAGGGCGAUAACCCAGUGGCAAUUAAAAUGAACGGCAUGGCAAAGGGUAUGGUUUGGGUCAACGGUCAAAGCAUUGGCCGAUAUUGGGUUUCUUACAUCUCACCAAUUGGGAGCCCAACUCAAGAAGAGUAUCACAUCCCAAGAGAAUACUUGAAGCCCAAGGAUAAUCUAUUAGUGGUGUUUGAGGAAACCGGCGGGAACCCGGAGAAGAUGGAAAUAGUGACCGUUAAUCGCGACACGAUCUGUAGCGUUAUCACCGAGUAUCACCACCCGCACGUGAAAACAUGGGAGAGAAAAAACAACGAGUUUCGAAACAUAACUGACCCGAUAAAGGCCGCUUACCUCACGUGCCCCGACCAUAAGGUCAUCGACAAAGUCGAGUUUGCAAGCUUUGGGAACUCGGACAAUGCUUGCGGAUCCUUCAAGCCCGGCUCGUGUGACUCCACCGCGGUUCAUGACCUUGUUGAGAAG
Molecule: messenger RNA, 489 nt
Organism: Striga hermonthica
Lineage: Eukaryota; Viridiplantae; Streptophyta; Magnoliopsida; Lamiales; Orobanchaceae
Source: the annotation of a GenBank genome assembly